UUGAUUGCAUUUGUUUGUUGCGGGAAAAAUAUAAUUGCCGUGCAGCCGUUUUGAAUGUAUAUAAAUGAUUUCCCACAUACAUUUUGUUUAAUGUACAGAUAAGUCAUGUGAAAUAAAUUUCAAGACAUUUCUGAUAUAAUGAAAUUGUCAACGCCGAGAUAUACUUUUUGUUUGUUUUUUCAGUUUACUUUUAUUUUCAUCGAUUUAGUUUUCAACUGCGUUAGUUUAUUUCCCAGAAGUCGCGAUGGCCUUCUUGUUUUAUUCAUAUUUCAAGAUCUGUUUUUGGUACUAUCCAUCACAACAUUGCUGAUGACAUUUUUCUCAACAUAUCUUUUUCAAGCGGGUCUGGUGGAAGUGCUGGUGCGCAAGUUCCGGGUGUGCGGCGCGGUGUGCGCGGCGUACGUGUGCGCGAGCGUGGCGCUGCACGCGGCGUGGCUGCUGCAGCGCUGGCGCUCCGCCCCCGCCGCCGCCUCGGCGCCCGCGCUCCUCGUGUUGUUCACUUUACACAGAUGUAUGUCUCCAUGGUACUACUUCUUCUACAAGCGCGCGGCGCUGCGAGUGAGCGACCCGCGUUUCUACGAGGACAUGGACUGGAUCAACAGACGGGUGCAGCCCAACUGAACAUCUAUGACAACUCCGCACAAAAGAGCUUUUACUAGAGUGGAUACUCGAUAAGACUAAAGUAGCUACAUUACAUAAAAACCUAGU
Messenger RNA from Amyelois transitella, 708 nucleotides. Its product is annotated as transmembrane protein 138. The coding region runs from base 139 to 621 and encodes 160 amino acids. Gene Ontology annotation, cellular component: cilium. The record is from RefSeq and is a predicted model, not a curated record. The transcript is spliced from 4 exons. NCBI's taxonomy places the organism in Eukaryota, Metazoa, Arthropoda, Insecta, Lepidoptera, Pyralidae.